Molecule: messenger RNA, 357 nt
Organism: Staurois parvus
Lineage: Eukaryota; Metazoa; Chordata; Amphibia; Anura; Ranidae
Source: the annotation of a GenBank genome assembly
AUGCAGACCAUUUCUACAAACAUUUGUGAAAGAAUGGAUCGCUCUCAGGAGCUCAGUGAAUUCGAGCAUGCUAUCGUGAUAGGUUUGUACCUGUGUAUUAAGUCCAUCUGUGAAAUUUCCUUGCUACUAAAUAUUCCACGGUCAACUGUUAGUGGUAUUGUAACAAAAUGGAAGUAACUGGAAACAGCAGCAACUUAGCCACGAAGUGAGCGGGGGCAGUGCAUCCUGAAGCACACGGUGCACAGAAGUCAACAACUGUCUGCAAAGUCAAUAGCUAAAGACCUCCAAACUUCAUGUGGCCUUCAGAUUAGCACAAAAGUGCAUAGAGAGCUUCAUGGAAUGCGUUUCCAUGGCUGA